Molecule: messenger RNA, 654 nt
Organism: Gadus morhua (Atlantic cod)
Lineage: Eukaryota; Metazoa; Chordata; Actinopteri; Gadiformes; Gadidae
Product: putative Polycomb group protein ASXL2
Exons: 2
Coding region: 30-632 (200 amino acids)
Biological process (GO): positive regulation of transcription by RNA polymerase II; animal organ morphogenesis
Cellular component (GO): PR-DUB complex
Molecular function (GO): DNA binding; peroxisome proliferator activated receptor binding; chromatin binding
Source: RefSeq, a predicted model, not a curated record
GCGACGGCUACCUGUCGGCGGGCGGCGCCAUGGAGGCGCUGGGCGACGGCUACCUGAGCGGCGGCGCCAUGGAGGGCCUCCUCAACAUGGAGAUGACGCUGGCCCGCAUGGCCAAGAAGGAGCACAUGGGCAAGUCGCCCUACAACCACUGCCCCUCGCCCUGCUCCUCGCCGGGCCCCGCCGCCUCCUCGCUGCCCUUCCAGCUCUACGGCAAGCUGCCCAAGCAGAGCGGCGGCGGCGGCGCGGGCCUCAGCUACACGGCCAACGUGUCGGUGAUGGACGGCGCCGGCGGCUUCACCCGCAGCCUGGCGGACGGCGUGCUGCAGCUGCGGCCCCGGCUGGCGCCCGGCCAGACGGCCACGCUCAGCAUCCAGGCGUACGCCGACAGCGGCACGGAGGAGGUGGCGCUCAAGUGCUCGUGCCGCCUCAAGGCCAUGAUCAUGUGCCAGGGCUGCGGCGCCUUCUGCCACGACGACUGCAUCGGCCCGUCCAAACUAAACAUUUACCUCAUCUUCUCGCUCCACUCGUCAUCACUGAGUGUGAAAAAAUGGCCGCCGGUUUGUUGGGCUCUUCUUGUGCUGUGCCCCGGCGUGACCUGUUCUCGUCUCUUGCGCAAAGAAAUAUUUUUUUAACCAUUAAAUGACAUUAAAUUGA